GGGGCAUCGGCAAGUCCUGAGCUCAUUGAUCGCCUUUUCCAGCUCACCUUCACUGAUUUUGUGCGCAAGCAGGACCGUUAUCUUGCUCUUCUGGGCGUCACUGGUUCGGCUGCCGGCAGACGUGCACUCUGGCGGCUUGUCAAGACACGGAUUGGAACCCUGCCUGAGGAACUAGCCACCCUCGCCAUGCUCUCUUACGUCCUAAAGGGAAGUUGUGCGGACUUCUGCGAUAUGAACAGACACGCCGAAGUUAAGACAUUCUUUGACACCCACCCGGUGUCCUGUGUGCGUGCGGUGAACCAGGCUCUUGAAUCUGUGAAAAUCAACUCGAAGAUCGCACAACGUGACUACGCCGAUGCUGCUGCCUUCCUGCGUUCUCUCGUCAACACCAGCUAG
Messenger RNA from Dibothriocephalus latus, 396 nucleotides. The record is from the annotation of a GenBank genome assembly. Lineage: Eukaryota; Metazoa; Platyhelminthes; Cestoda; Diphyllobothriidea; Diphyllobothriidae.